Messenger RNA from Dibothriocephalus latus, 519 nucleotides. NCBI's taxonomy places the organism in Eukaryota, Metazoa, Platyhelminthes, Cestoda, Diphyllobothriidea, Diphyllobothriidae. The record is from the annotation of a GenBank genome assembly.
AUGGAGAUGGUACCAACACUCCGGCCACCACGAGCGUCACCAGUUGCAGCCCAAACACGUUCGUGUGUAGAGGUCCCAAAACACAAUGUCCAUUCCAAACAACAGACGACUCUACUUGGCACUGACGGCUUGGAAUGCAGUCAGUGGAACUACGUUACCAGCGAGUCCUCGUCUCAAGCAGAGAGUGGGGUAUUUAGUCCCAGUGAGGAUGAUGUCUAUGCCUGGAAUGACUCCCUCAGAACUGGUCAUGUCCAAAACGAAUUGACUAAAUUGAGCGUCGAAUGCGAGCAGAAAACACUGUGCAAUCUGGAUAAGUCCUGGGAACAGGCAGCAUUCAGUGAGAAUCUAGACUUCCGACCACUCUCGUCGACAACCGGAAUGGAGAUGGUACCAACAUCCCGGCAACCACCAUCGUCACCAGUUGCGCCCUUGCGAACGCCCAAUGGGCCGACUGAAGUAUGUCAAAGGUCUGACAAAGACCUUUGCUGUUCCCAUCUAUUCAACCUUCUUUCCGAUUAG